Messenger RNA from Amoebophrya sp. A120, 2080 nucleotides. Lineage: Eukaryota; Dinophyceae; Syndiniales; Amoebophryaceae. The record is from the annotation of a GenBank genome assembly.
CUGCGCUGCAAAAAGGGGCGCACCAGACGAGAUCAUCAUUGUAUGAGACAGGGGGUGGAUGUUUUUGCUUCUCCGAUUUUUUUCCUAGAGAAUACAAGCCAUGCUAUUGCUAGCCCUCGCAAGUUUCAGAAGCAUACGCGCCUCUUUCGACGGGGCAACCGAUGGUGGAUUUUUUGCAUCUAGUGUCCGCCGUACUCUGACUCACGUUUGCUCGAAAUAAGUGCUUAAAUAGCUAAAAGUAGUUGGAACUGGAAGGAAGGAGUUGUGGGUCCUUCGCGAAUUAGGGAAGUGGUUUAGUAGAUGUACGCAUUCACAUGGUAGGAAGAAGUCUUUUUUGUGUUUCAUGAUUUUCCCAUUCCAAAGUAAACUCAGGUAGUGCUCAUUUAUUUUCCUUCUGGUCCCCCAGAGAGAAUUACCCCAAGGACGCAUCGCAAGAGCCGCUACUUGUGUGUCUCGGCGUAAGUACAACUUUCACCGUUUCUGGAUCGCUGGAGUUUUCAACCGAACUUUUUCUGAAUCUACCGCUAGAAAUUCGGCGUACGAGCGCAAGCAGAGCGCACGAUUCGUUUCUCUUGGCUGACGACGUGUGUUCAUCAGUACUCUGUCUAUGAACCAAUCGGCUUUAUUUCUGCGACGACAAGUUCACAUACACUGAUUCCAGGCUCUCUUAGUCUUCGCAGUUGCUUCUACCAUGAAGGUCGUUUUUCGGUUUCUGUCGUUUGCGAAAGUUGCCCACGUGGCGAGCGUUUUUGUCAACAAAACAACUUCAUCGGCGGGCUUCGGAUGGCUGCGGGGCAACGGCGAUGUGACGGAAUCUUCCCUACUGUGUGCAGAGCAGUCGCCGGCAUCAUGCACCUCCUACACCAGUGGCCUUGACACAGGUGAAAAAACGCCGCAAAGCCUUCAAGUUGCUGCUCCUUCCAGAGUCGCGUUGCUGCUGAUCGACGUUCAAGAGGACUUCUGGUCCGCGAACCCCAACAUACAGGCUGCAUUCCCGAACUUCCCCGGCAAAAUUGAAGAGCUGCUACGGCGCGCGAGGGAGGGAGGGACUUUGAGGCCCGGAGUGGGUGACGGUGCGGGUGCGCUUCCGAUGAAAGAGGACCAAGUAGGUGAAGCCAAAACCGGAGUCGAUCUAAUCGUUCACGUGCGCGCGGUUUACGGACCGGAGAAAGGCUCGCGCUGGACGGAAUUCUUUUCAGAACUGAAUCCGGAGAAAAUUGCAGCAGGAGUGAGGAACACGCCAGAGCCUUUCGCACUCAGUCGGGCAGAAAUAGAGAAGACAGGUCAAAAUCUCCAUGUCGAAUUUAAGAAGAAGGUUUGGGGCUGCAUUCAGGAGGAACAUUUGGAGGGCGCGGAUCUUCGAGUAAGCGUUGACCCAGUUAUCGUCCCUGCGAGCAGCGGCAACGAAAACGAUGAGCCGUACAUGUCCGAGCGUAAUGCUUCUACUAGUACAUUCGGGGCAGAGAGCCGCGGUUCAUCCGCUUGUCCCACUUCGACCGGCCCGAAAGAAGUUGUCCUGGAGAAGCCGAACUUUGACGCGUUUCUGGACACGGGGCUCGACGGAAUGUUGCGCACGCACAAAAUUGAGAAAGUUUUCAUUGCGGGUAUGGUUACGUCGGCCUGCGUGCAGGCUAGUGCUCUGGGCGCGUUCAUGCGCGGGUACAAAGUGUCGCUCCUCGAAGAUUGCCUAGCGGACAGGAGCACGGAGCGGCACGAGGCAAUUUUGAACGUGUACAAGGAUUACGUGUACCGUGUCACGUCGCUUGACGACACCUUCGCGGUACCGACAAAAAAACAGCCUGAAAUUUUGAUGGGCGCAUAGUUAUUUCAUAUGCCAAGCACAAAAAAUGAAAGUUUUGACCUUCUGCGAAAACACGCUGCGACUCUCGCAGCCUGGCUGACUAACUACCAGCUCGUUGUGUAAUGGCAGCUUCAAGAAGAGCGGGGUUUACAUGUUUGUAUAACAAACGAGUUCCGAUCUUCCUCUUCGGAAUACAUGCACUUCUGUCCGCGACUGCUGACAGCGCGCAGCGGUGUGCGCCGAGGGUGUACUAGUUGUCAUCGUGUAUGGAUCAGUCAG